AUAAUAUAUGCACAUCAUGGUACAUGCGUCCCCUUUCUUUUUGGGCAAAGUCAGCAGCCUCUGUUCAUUACUCGAUCGUGAAAUGAUGAGGACUGAGCUGGAGGUGAGGAACAUGCAGCAAAAUGGGGAAUAUCCUCGCACGUCAUGAGCCAGUGAAACAGCGCACACUAUUCGGUCUUCGCCAGGGGAAUACAUCGUGUGUUGAUUAGUUGGAUCAGGGAUGUAGACAUCAUGUCCCUUUCCUUCCUUUGAAGCCUUUAAAUACAAAGGAUCCGUCGUGCAAAGGCGGAUAACAUCUGAAUCCACCCAUUCAUCGCUACACAGCCAGGGCUUCUUCUCAGGGUGCUGUGGUAUUUAAUCGGAAUGGGCUGCCAAACUAUUUCCCCAAACGACCUGGAGCUUAUGAUGUCGGAUAAACAUGAAGCCAAAAAACCUGGGGCUAUCGAGUUUAAACUUCUUCACGAGAUCACAAAUAAUUUCUCUGAUGAAAUUGGACGUGGUGGAUAUGCCAAGGUUUAUAAGGGACUCCUUGGAAACGGCAUGGCCGUUGCCGUGAAGAAGCUGUCCAAUCCGCAUUUUCGCGACGAUAAAUUCUUCCUUCGGGAGAUUGAAUGUCUUAUGAAGGGGAAGAAGCACAGGAAUAUAGUACGAUAUUUGGGAUAUUGUUGUGAUACCGUGGGAGAAAUAGAAACAUAUGAAGAAAAAAAUGUCAUAGGGGAAAGGCUAAAAAGAUUGAUCUGCUUUGAGUAUGUACCAGAAGGGAAUCUCCGUAGCCAUAUCAAUGAUGCAUCUUGUGGACUUGAAUGGAGAGAACGUUAUAAAAUAAUAAAAGGAAUCUGCGAGGGUUUGAAUUACCUUCACACCAAAGGUAUUACUCACCGGGAUCUUAAGCCGGAAAAUAUACUCAUGGAUAAUAUGAUGGUGCCGAAAAUAGCCGACUUUGGUCUAUCAAGGUACUCUAAGGAUGAACAAACCCAUGCUAGUACUACAAAUCAUGUUGUAACCUUCGGAUAUGCGCCGCCAGAAUUCGAUGGCCGGAAAGUCACACGAAACUUUGAUAUAUAUAGUCUUGGUGUUAUAAUCAUGGAGAUCGUGACUGGAGAGAGGGGGCAUCACAAGCCAGAGGCAGUACUUGAAAGUUGGAGUAAUAGGCUUGAGACAUCAAUGGAAGAAGAUCAAGUACGUGUAUGUAUCGAGAUAGCAGUAGAGUCCACACAAUUCGAACCAGAGAAGAGACCAGUUAAAGCACAGGAUAUAAUUGAUAGGCUUGUUGCAACGGAGCUCCUUAACGUCUACCUUUUCAAGCUUGGGUUACCCACCGAACCCAAUACAGAUAAACAGUUGGUGUUUAGGCUUACGAAUAAGAGCAGGGAGUCCUGGCAGUACUUUGCAAGUAUUCCGCUCUACGUCAUCGUGCCUUCCAGGUCGACUUACACCCUCGUUGUCACAGAAAAACAACAGGAUAUGCUACCUGAAGAAAUAGACUAUGAUCUGAUCCAACAGAGCAGUAUAUCAGAAGACAAAAAUAUCCAUGCUUUCAGAGACCAAUUAUACCUGAAGAAGUAUGACCAAUUUUAUGAGGACACGGGGAAUGAUGUGCAUGAGGUGAAACUGAAAACUACUUUUGCAACAUCUGAGCACGCAAAUCCUGCAAAGAAUGGACAGAUAAUAUCCAUGAAGAAUACUCAUGGCGUUCUGUGUUGCCUAGACGCACAAGCCACAGAGCCAUGGAUUGUAACAGGUCAUCAGCACGGAGAUGUUUGCAUAUGGAACUAUUACCCGCAGAGAGGAAUGGAUUCGUUCAAUAUCUGGAAGGAGUCGGUUAUGCAUUCUUACUCGUCAUCGAAUAAAGUUCAUUCCGUUAAAGUUAUCUUAAGAAAGGAAAAGACAUGGUUUGUGGCUGCGACAUCGGAUGGUGUGAUCCAUGUAUACGAUUACAACAACAAAAUGGAAGAAGUGUCAAGUUUCAGAGCCGCCAGUGAUUCCUUCAUCACUUCAAUGGCCGUACAUCCAACCAGUUCGUAUCUAUUGUCAUCGGCACAUCGUGCUGUAAAGCUCUGGGACUGGGACAAUGGCUGGAAGGAGUGCGAACCAUCAUUCAACCAGGAACACUCUGCUAGUAUACGUCAAGUCGCAUUUAACCCAAAGAAUACCAACAUUUUUGCAACUGCUUCAGAUGAUCACACCAUAAAGGUUUGGAGCAUUGGCUCUCCCGAAUCCAAGUAUACUUUGUCAGGGCAUCUGGGCAAAGUGAACUGCCUCGAUUUCUUCAGAUGUGAUGGUAGUGGUACACAGUAUUUGAUUACUGGCUCUGACGAUCGCACAGCUAAGAUCUGGAACAUGGAGAAGGCGGCUUGUGUUGACACAAUAAUGGAAGCUUGUGUUCAUACAAUGGAAGCUUUCAUGUCUCCAGUAAAUUCCGUCCUUGCACUUCGCGACCCUCUGUAUCUUAUUGCAGGAUCAAAAGAUGGAUCUGUUCAUAUCUUUUCUGUCGAAAAGGAGGUUUCUGUUCAUAUCUUGAGCUCGACUAAUUUCAGGCUUGAGAGGAUUGUUAAUUUUGGUUCUAGCGGAGCUAUCUGGGGUCUCGGAAAUUUGAUGGGUCCGUCAAAAAGGAUUGUGAUUGGACAAGAGUACGCAAUUUCAAUCAUGGAUAUGGAAAUGUGCAAGCACUGAGAGCUCCAUGUGAAGCACAGAUUAGGAAAUGUGCAAUCUUCAUGCAAUCAACGACUUCCAAUUACGCAUUUAUGCAAUGGAUUCUUGUUUCCUUU
Messenger RNA from Triticum aestivum (bread wheat), 2768 nucleotides. RefSeq names its product putative coatomer subunit beta'-3. The record is from RefSeq and is a predicted model, not a curated record. The transcript is spliced from 16 exons. Bases 364 to 2673 code for a protein of 769 amino acids. Gene Ontology annotation, molecular function: protein kinase activity; ATP binding; protein binding. Gene Ontology annotation, biological process: retrograde vesicle-mediated transport, Golgi to endoplasmic reticulum; protein phosphorylation; intra-Golgi vesicle-mediated transport. NCBI's taxonomy places the organism in Eukaryota, Viridiplantae, Streptophyta, Magnoliopsida, Poales, Poaceae. Gene Ontology annotation, cellular component: COPI vesicle coat.